CAGGUGGAGUGGAGACUGGAAGCCGGACAAGAAUCUCAACUGCCUUUCGCACUACCUUCCAACUUUGAAUCCCGCCACUUUCGCCCAUUUCCGGGGGUAUUCUCGUAAUACCCACCUAUUCCUCAGUUAACAGCAUUGACGACCUUCACCUAACCACGACGGCUAGGUGGGCCCCGCUUUCCCGUUCAUACUAACUAUCGCCAAAAUCCAAUCCAUCCAUUCGUCAUUCAUCUAGAAGAUGGGAGUCUGAGAGAAAGUCUUCUCGUCUCUCUCUCUGCAAAUGCAUUCAUUCCACACACGGGAUUUCUUCCCCCAUGCUCUCCAUCUUUCCUAUCUCCCCUAUCUUUCAUCAAUUCCGUAGGAUUCAUCUAGAAUUUUUUUUUUUUUUUAAAGGAAAAAUAUCUGGAAUUUGUGAUUUGUAAUGGGCGGGAUUUGCUCGAGGGGAAUAAUUCUGGAACGGAAUCCCAUAAUUCCGACCAUCGCUAGCAAGGAUUUUCAACAUCCAUCACCUAAUCUCAGGACUGUGCAGAACAUCAAUAAGAAGCAGUUGAAAGAUGUCCAUCUUCCGCCAGAUUUCGUGAAAUCUACCCAUGAGUUUGAUUCGAGGGAGCUGGCGUUAUCUGAACCUGGUGAGUCUAACGGAGCUACUCCGGCUCAGACCGGGCCUUCUAAGGCACCCGAAAUAGGCUCACGUCUGGGAAGGGCUGGCGUCGUCGGUCUAGAGCGGGCCAUGGAAGUUCUAGAUACGCUCGGAAGUAGCAUGUCGAAUUUACACACUAGCAGUGGAUUUGUUUCUGGGAUGGCAACACGAGGAAAUAAAAUAUUUAUCUUGGCAUUUGAAGUAGCUAAUACAAUAGCCAAAGGAGCAAAUUUGUUGCAAUCUCUUUCAACGGAAAACAUCCAGUUCUUGAUGAAAGACAUUUUACAUUCAGAGGGAGUACAACGACUAGUAUCUACAGAUAUGGAUGAACUUCUCAGCAUUGCUGCUGCUGACAAAAGGGAGGAGUUGGAUGUGUUUUCCAAAGAAGUAGUUAGGUUUGGGGACCUAUGCAAAGAUCCUCAGUGGCACAACCUUGGUCGCUAUUUUCAAAAAUUGGAUUCUGAUGUUUCAUCCCAUAAGCAGCUUAAAGAAGAGGCAGAAGCAACAAUGCAACAACUGAUUAUGUUGGCUCAGCAUACUUCAGAAUUGUACCAUGAGUUAAAUACAUUGGACAGAUUUGAUCAAGAUUAUCGGCGUAAGCUUCAGGAAGAAGAGUCUUUAAAUGUCAACCAUAGAGGAGAGGGUCUCAUGAUGUUACGUAGUGAGUUAAAACGCCAAAGAAAGAUUGUAAGGAGCUUGAGAAAGAAAUCUCUUUGGUCUAAAAAUUUGGAAGAGGUCAUGGAGAAACUUGUCGACAUUGUUACCUUUCUACAUCAAGAGAUUGCGGAGAUCUUUGGCAGUAAAAGUACUCAGAGAGUUAUGGCAGAUUCUAAACCGGUUGAUGAGGGAUCGGUUAGCUGUUCUCAAAGACUUGGUGUUUCUGGACUUUCAUUGCACUAUGCAAACAUCAUCAAUCAGAUUGACAGUAUAGUGUCUCGACCAAGUUCCAUUCCUCCUAAUACAAGGGAUACAUUAUAUCAUGGACUACCAAGUGGUGUUAAGGCAGCUCUACGUCUCCGGUUACAAUUACAUCAUGUCAAGGAAGAGCUUGCUGUUCCCCAGAUCAAAGCUGAGAUGGAGAAAACCCUCCAGUGGAUCGUCCCCAUAGCCACAAAUACAACCAAAGCACAUCAAGGCUUCGGAUGGGUUGGAGAAUGGGCAAACACUGGUAAUGAGUUUAACAAGAAGACAGCCUCACAGAACAACCUGAUCCGCCUCCAGACGUUCUAUCACGCUGAUAAGGAGAAGAUGGAUGAAUACAUACUCGAAUUGGUGACAUGGCUUCACCGUCUUGUUAGCCAGGUAAAAUACAAGGAUCAUGGUUUCAAAUUCCAAGCACCUGUUCGUUCCCCAACCCGGAAGGGCUUUUCAUUGUCACCUGGAGUGCAGAACAAUCCAUCUCUAGUAUGUAACAGUAGAACCGAUACAGCUAUUCAACUAUCUGAAGAAGACAAGGAGAUGUUGAAAGAGGUGAGUUACAGGAAACUGGUGCCAGGAAUAAGCAAGAGCCAGGAGUUUGAUACAGGAAAGAAGAGGAAAGGCUACAAAGAAUGGCGAUUGAGUCGGAGUAUUGGUAAUUCUCCCGUCAAGGAGUUCAGUCUGGCUUUGGAUUUGGAAUGUGAAAGGAUUAGGGUUUUGGAUGUAAUGGAUGGGUUGGAUAGUGUUGCAGUCUCCUGAUUUGCAUCUAUAUUCUCUUCCUAUUCAAUAUAUGAUGAUUUUUUAUUUUAUU
This is a messenger RNA of Magnolia sinica, 2369 nucleotides long. Its product is annotated as protein PSK SIMULATOR 2-like. Bases 422 to 2317 code for a protein of 631 amino acids. The record is from RefSeq and is a predicted model, not a curated record. Gene Ontology annotation, biological process: positive regulation of growth. The transcript is spliced from 12 exons. NCBI's taxonomy places the organism in Eukaryota, Viridiplantae, Streptophyta, Magnoliopsida, Magnoliales, Magnoliaceae.